UCACUCUCUGUCUCCCUAUUUUCCAAUCUCCACCUAUUUCCCGCCCUUUCCCAAAUUUCUCUACGAGGAAUAAUAAUCCUCUUCAGUUCACUUCUUUUGCCUUCUCUUCUAGGGCUUCGAUCUUGGCACGGGACCCCUACUUCGCCACCAUGGUCUCGCCGAAGCAGCUGCUAUCGACAAUCGAAUCGGCCCUGCUCGGCCCUUCGCCUCCGUCGCCCGGUCAGAGGAUCGAGCUGAUGCACGCCAUUCGCAGCUCUCUCUCCUCCCUCCAGUCCCUCGUCUCCUACCCUCCUCCGAAACCCUCGGACCGGGCACAAGUACAGUCAAGGGAAGUUAGGCUUCCAGAUUCGCCGCCAAUUUCGCUCGACGAUCAGGACGUUCAGAUUGCUUUGAAAUUGAGUGAUGACCUUCAUCUCAAUGAAAUAGAUUGUGUCCGUUUGCUUGUUACGGCAAAUCAAGAGUGGAGUUUAAUGGGACGAGAGCGAUUGGAGAUUUUACGCCUUGCAGCAGGACUUUGGUAUACUGAAAGAAGAGAUCUAAUAACAGCACUCUAUACACUAUUUAGGGCUGUUGUGCUGGAUCAGGGUCUUGAAUCUGAUACUGUAUCAGAUGUUCAGAAAUAUCUGGAAGAUCUUAUAAAUGCUGGGCUUAGACAACGCUUGAUUUCUCUUAUAAAGGAACUCAAUCGGGAAGAACCAGCUGGUUUGGGUGGGCCCCACUGUGAGCGCUAUGUUCUUGAUUCUAGAGGUGCUCUUGUUGAGCGGCGAGCUGUGGUUUGUAGGGAAAGACUCAUACUUGGACAUUGCCUUGUCCUUUCUGUUCUGGUUGUGCGUGCAAGUCCAAAGGAGAUAAAGGAUAUAUUUUCCAAUUUGAAAGAUAGUGUUGUUGAACUUAGUCAGAGCAAUACAACCUUGAAACAUCAGAUUACAUUUAGUCUUCUUUUUUCUCUUGUCAUUGCUUUCGUAUCAGAUGCCCUGAGUGCAGCACCUGAUAAAGCAUCUGUUCUCUCCCGUGAUGCAUCUUUUAGGCAUGAAUUUCAUGAAAUUGUGAUGGCUGUUGGAAAUGAUCCAAAUGUUGAGGGCUUUAUUGAUGGCAUUAGACUUGCUUGGGCUGUACAUUUGAUGUUAAUCCUAGAUGUAGUUGCUGCGAGGGAGUCUGUUUCAAAUGCUUCAUCUAAUGAUCUGGGUUACCUUCAUUCGUGCUUGGAAGUCAUUUUCUCAAACAAUGUUUUCCAGUCUUUACUGGAAAAAGUUCUUCGAACUGCGGCUUACCAGAACGAUGAUGAGGAUAUGAUCUAUGUGUACAACGGUUAUCUGCACAAGCUAAUUUCCUGCUUCUUGUCUCAGCCACUUGCCAGAGACAAGGUGAAAGAAUCUAAGGAGAAAGCUAUGAGCAUUCUUAGUCAUUACCAUAUGGCUGGCUCACAUGAGUUUUUGCUUGAUGGCAACUUCAAUUCUCAACAAGCCGUUGAAACUGGCUCUUUAACAUUUGUCUCUCUCUUAGAGUUUGUGAGUGAAAUCUAUCAGAAGGAACCAGAGCUCUUGUCUGGCAAUGAAGUUUUGUGGACAUUUGUAAAUUUUGCCGGAGAGGAUCAUACAAAUUUUCAAACACUUGUGGCUUUCUUGAAUAUGUUGAGUACCUUGGCUUGUAGUCAAGAAGGAGCUUCAAAGGUUUUUGAGUUGCUUCAGGGGAAGGCAUUCCGCUCUGUUGGGUGGAGUACAUUGUUUCAUUGCUUAUCAAUCUAUGAUGAGAAGUUUAAACAGUCCAUUCAAACUGCUGGUGCGAUGCUACCAGAGUUUCCGGAGGGGGACGCAAAAGCACUUGUUGCAUACCUAAAUGUUCUUCAAAAGGUUAUGGAGAAUGGGAACCCCAUUGAAAGGAAGAACUGGUUUGCUGAUAUUGAACCAUUAUUCAAGCUGCUUGGUUAUGAAAAUGUGCCUCCAUAUCUGAAGGGUGCUUUGCGGAAUGCAAUUGCUACGUUUGUUCGUAUCUCUCCAGUCCUAAAAGAUACUAUUUGGAGCUAUCUUGAGCAGUAUGAUCUACCAGUAGUUGUUGGGAGCAGUGCACAGUCGAUGUCAACACAGGUUUAUGAUAUGCAAUUUGAGUUGAACGAAAUAGAAGCCAGGAGAGAACAAUAUCCUUCAACAAUAUCUUUCCUCAACCUGUUAAAUGUUCUUAUUGCUGAAGAAAGAGAUGUCAGUGAUAGAGGGCGUAGAUUCAUCGGCAUCUUUAGGUUCAUAUAUGAUCACGUUUUUGGGCCAUUUCCUCAAAGAGCCUAUGCAGAUCCUUGCGAGAAAUGGCAAUUGGUUGUUGCUUGCCUUCAGCAUUUCCAUAUGAUCUUGAGCAUGUACGACAUCAAAGAUGAGGACAUCGACAGUGUUGCGGACCUAUCACAGUUUUCAACAUCAACACAGCAAUCUCCACUACAGAUGCAGCUUCCUGUUUUGGAGUUGCUUAAAGAUUUCAUGAGUGGAAAAACUGUUUUCCGGAACAUCAUGGGCAUUCUUCUGCCAGGAGUUGAUUCCAUCAUCACUGAACGGACUAGUCAAGUAUAUGGGCAACUCUUAGAGAAGGCUGUGCAACUUUCCUUGGAAAUUAUAAUCCUUGUCUUGGAGAAGGAUUUAUUUCUUUCUGAUUUCUUGCGCCCUCUAUACCAGCCUUUGGAUGUUAUACUCACACAAGAUCAUACUCAAAUUGUAGCUUUGUUGGAAUACGUCAGAUAUGAGUUUCAACCACAAAUUCAACAGUGCUCUAUCAAAAUCAUGAGUUUAUUAAGUUCUCGCAUGGUUGGGCUGGUACAGUUGCUUCUAAAAUCCAACGCUGCCAGCAGUUUAAUUGAGGAUUAUGCAGCAUGCCUCGAAUUACGAUCAGAAGAGUGUCAGAUCAUAGAGAGUAGUAGUGAUGAUCCAGGUGUUCUUAUAAUGCAGCUUCUAAUUGACAAUGUCAGUCGGCCAGCUCCAAAUAUUACGCAUCUACUACUUAAGUUUGAUCUUGACACCCCUGUUGAACGGGCUGUUUUACAGCCAAAAUUUCAUUACAGUUGCUUGAAGGUUAUUCUUGAAAUAUUGGACAAGCUUGUAAAGCCUGAUGUGAAUACAUUGCUUCAUGAAUUUGGAUUUCAGCUUCUUUAUGAGUUGUGCUUGGAUCCACUUACUUCUGCUCCUACCAUGGAUCUCUUGAGUGGUAAAAAGUAUCAGUUCUUCAUAAAGCACUUGGACACUAUUGGUGUUGCUCCACUUCCUAAACGAAAUAGCAACCAGGCACUUCGAAUCAGCUCCCUUCAUCAGAGAGCUUGGUUGUUAAAACUUUUAGCAAUUGAGUUGCAUGCUGGUGAUAUGAGUAGCUCCAAUCACCGUGAGGCAUGUCACAAUAUUCUUGCUCAUCUUUUUGGGGGGGAAAUUGUUGACAUUGGAGACGUUGGCAUGAUACCUCAUUCCUUUCUUCAGAAUGGCGCAGAAUACUCUGGAACCAGAACUAUCAGUAAGAGUAAGGUUUUGGAGUUGCUUGAAGUUCUCCAAUUUAAAUCCCCUGAUACCACUAUGAAGCUUUCUCAGAUUGUUUCUAAUUUAAAAUAUGACUUGCUGGUAGAGGACAUACUUGGGAAUCCAGCAACUUCUGGAAAGGGUGGUGUCUACUAUUAUUCAGAGCGUGGAGAUCGUUUGAUUGACCUUGCUUCACUCCGUGACAAACUUUGGCAGAAAUUCAAUUCUGUUUACCCCCAGUUGAGUAACUUUGGCAGUGAAGUUGAGCUAAAUGAUGUAAGAGAGACAAUUCAACAGUUGUUGAGAUGGGGAUGGAAGUACAAUAAGAACCUUGAGGAGCAAGCUGCCCAACUUCAUAUGUUAACUGGCUGGUCUCAAAUUGUUGAGGUCUCUGCUUCAAGGAGAAUUUCGUUGCUGGAAAAUCGAUCCGAAGUUUUAUUUCAGGUUCUUGAUACUUCUCUAAGUGCAUCUGCUUCUCCAGACUGUUCACUGAAGAUGGCAUCUAUUUUGUGCCAGGUUGCUUUAACAUGCAUGGCGAAACUACGAGAUGAAAGAUUUUUGUCCCCUGGGGGUUUGAAUUCAGAUGGUAUCACAUGUCUUGACAUUAUCAUGGUGAAACAUUUAUCAAAUGGUGCUUGUCAAUCCAUAUUGUUUAAGCUUGUCAUGGCAAUUCUUAGAAAUGAGUCUUCUGAAGCUUUGAGGAGACGCCAAUAUGCUCUGCUUCUUAGCUAUUUCCAGUACUGCCGGCAUAUGCUUGAUGCUGAUGUUCCAAUGACAGUUCUUCAAAACCUGCUUCUUGAUGAGCAAGAGGGUGAAGAUCUGGAUCUUGAGAAGAUGGACAAAGAAAAGGCUGAACUGGCUCGAGCUAAUUUUUAUAUUUUAAGGAAAGAGGCACAAUCUAUUUUGGAUUUGGUAAUAAAGGAUGCAACUCAAGGAAGUGAACCUGGGAAGACAAUCUCACUCUAUGUUCUAGAUGCUUUGAUAUGUAUUGAUCAUGAGAGAUAUUUCUUAAGCCAACUUCAAAGCAGGGGAUUUUUAAGAUCCUGCUUCAUGAGCAUCAAGAAUGUUUCAUACGAGGAUGGUGGGCAUUCAUUGGUGUCGUUGCAGCGAGCAUGUACCCUUGAGGCUGAACUUGCUUUACUAUUAAGAAUUAGUCACAAGUAUGGAAAAUCUGGAGCCCAGGUUCUAUAUUCUAUGGGUACUUUAGAGCAUAUCGCUUCUUGCAGGGCAGUCAAUUUUCAGGGAAGUUUGAGGCGGCUUGACAUGAAGCUUCAAAGACAUGUGGCUCUGGAUUUUGACAAACAACGAAUGAUCAUAACUCCAAUGUUGAGAUUGGUCUUUUCUCUAACUUCAUUGGUUAAUACAUCUGAAUUUUUUGAGGUGAAGAAUAAAAUUGUUCAUGACGUCGUAGAUUUUGUCAAAGGACAUCAACUGCUAAUUGAUCAAGUUCUUCGGGAAGAUGUUUCUGAAGCUGAUGAAUUGACAAUGGAGCAGAUCAAUCUUGUUGUUGGUAUACUCAGCAAGGUUUGGCCCUAUGAAGAGAGUGAUGGAUGUGGUUUUGUUCAAGGGCUAUUUGGUAUGAUGCGUGCUCUAUUCUCUCGUGAGUCAGAGAAUCCUAGUUUUCUUCGAUCUGUACAGCAUCUUGAGAAUCAGAGGAAAUCAGAACUGAACUCAUUUCAGUUAUGCUUCAGCCUGAGCUCCUACCUAUAUUUUCUGGUCACAAAGAAAUCCCUGAGACUCCCGGUUUCAGAUGCCCCCUCAGAUUACCAUGCUGCUGUUGGACUUCGACAGCCCACAUUGAACUUACUUGGUUCUCUUCUUAAUUCUGUGACAACUGCUCUAGAAAGAGCGGCAGAGGAAAAAUCCUUACUACUCAAUAAGAUUCGUGACAUAAAUGAACUAUCAAGGCAGGAGGUGGAUGAAAUUAUCACUAUGUGUUCUAGGAAAGAUUGUGUUUCAUCAUCUGAUGAUAUACAUAAAAGGAGGUAUAUUGCAAUGGUGGAAAUGUGUGAGGUUGUGGGCAAUAGAGAUCAGCUAAUUGCUUUAUUACUUCCCCUCGCAGAACACGUGCUAAAUGUCAUCCUAAUCCAUUUCCAGGAUAGCAGUUUUGUCAAAUCGGGUGACAGUGGAACUGUGAAAACAAUUACUUACGGUGCCAACUCAGAGUCAGGAGAGGACAUAUCUUUGUUGUGUGGAAAGUUAAUUCCAACAUUAGAACGGCUUGAGUUAUUAAGUGAGGAUAAAAUAGGCCACAAUCUUAAGGUGUUUCUGAGAAUAGUAGCUUCUCUUAAGGAAUUGACAAUUCAGAAGUUGGCUUUAUGAGAAGGUUUGAAGAAGCUGACGGCAGAUUUUCAUUGUGCGUGUGACUCUUGAUGUAUUCAUUAUCUUUAUUGUAUAUUAUGAAUGUAUCAAGUAUAUCUAUCUAAUCUUUUUUUUUUUUUUGGUAAAACCUGUAAGUUGUAAGCUUAUUUGUUUAUAUGAACGUAAACAAUUUAAAUAUGAUCUUUUUAAGCCGAAGUUUGAUUGAGCUCUUAGCCACAACCUUGUUCCCUUUUCAGCUUGAUAGAUCGACGCUCCAUAGUUGGUAAUAUCAUUUGCUAUAUUUCACCGCAAAGUAAUGUUACAUAUGGGUCCUCAGAAAUGUCCGU
Molecule: messenger RNA, 6130 nt
Organism: Corylus avellana
Lineage: Eukaryota; Viridiplantae; Streptophyta; Magnoliopsida; Fagales; Betulaceae
Product: nuclear pore complex protein (DUF3414)
Cellular component (GO): nuclear pore
Source: RefSeq, a predicted model, not a curated record